This is a messenger RNA of Cuscuta epithymum, 4823 nucleotides long. The record is from the annotation of a GenBank genome assembly. NCBI's taxonomy places the organism in Eukaryota, Viridiplantae, Streptophyta, Magnoliopsida, Solanales, Convolvulaceae.
GGAAUAAUGUCCAUCGAAUUUCUUUUCCUUUUAGAUAAGGAUAGAUAUCUAUUUUAGAUUUUGCCUACCCCACCCUAGAAAGAACAAAGCCCCAAUAGUCUCCGCAUAUGUGGAAUUUUAACUGUUCUGAACUCCUCUGCAGCGUUCAUGGAAUGCUCGUCACACCGAGCAAGGCUCAGGCUGAACUGCUCAUUCUUCUUCUUCUUCCCUCUCCAAUCGAGCAGCAGAUGGCCGCCAUUCAGACAGCAUCAAUUAACAGUCGACUGCUCCGACUUAAGCCCCAACUGACUCAAUUCGAGCUCCUCGACCAGAUUUGUCGCCUGUUAAUUCUCCGGCGCUAUGACGCCCUGGACAGCCUCAAAUUUGAUUUUUCCAACUCCCUCGUUGAGGCCGUUCUCAGGAAACUCAAGUUCAACCCGGAAGCUUCCCACUAUUUCUUUAAACUAGCCUCGAAGCAGCAGUACUACAGACCCCAUUUCACAGCUUAUUGCAUAAUCGUUCACAUAUUGUCUAAAGCUAGAAUGUUCGAGGAGACACGAUUUCUCUUGGAUGAGCUUGUGGAACUCUCCAGUCAAAAUGAACCAACGUCGCUUGUUUGGAACCGGUUAGUUAGAGUUCAUAAAGAAUUCAAAUUUUCUCGGACAGUUUUUGAUAUGGUUCUUAAAGUUUAUGCGAAGAAGGGGUUAAUUAAGAAUGCUUUAUAUGUGUUCGAUAAUAUGCCCAUGAGUGGCUGUAUGCCGAGCUUACUCUCAUGUAAUAGUUUGUUGAGUUGUUUGGUGAGAAAACGUGAAUAUCAUACUGCAUUGUGUGUUUAUGAUCAGAUUAUUAGAAUUGGAAUUUCUCCGGACAUAUACACUUGCACAACAAUAGUAAAUGCCUACUGUAAGGAUGGUAGAGUUGAAAGAGCUGAGGACUUUAUUCAUAAAAUGGAUGCAAUGGGUUUAGAUGCAAAUAGAGCUACUUACCAUUGUUUGAUCAAUGGGUAUGUUGAGAAGGGUGAUUUGAAGGGAGCUGAAAGAGCUUUGAGAUUAAUGAUUGAAAGAGGAAUAUCCAAGAACAUUUUGACAUAUACAUUGCUAAUCAAGGGACAUUGCAGGCAGGGGAAUAUGGAGGAAGCAGAGAAAGUAUUCCGAGGAAUGGAGGUUCCAGAAAACGAUGCACUAGUUGUGGAUGAGCAGGUCUAUGGUGUAUUAAUAGACGGGUUUUGUCAAAUCGGGAGACUAGAUGAAGCCCUCAGGUUUCGUGAUGAGAUGAUAAACUUAGGCUUGAAAAUAAACCUAUUUAUUUGCAACUCUUUUAUAAAUGGUUAUUGCAAAUUCGGUCAACUUCAUAAAGCCAAAGACAUAAUAAGGACGAUGGUUGGAUGGGGUGUGAGACCAGAUUCUUAUAGCUAUAAUACCUUAUUAGAUGGGUAUUGCAGGGGUGGUUUGAAAAGUGAAGCAUUGAACCUAUGUGAGGAAAUGAUUCAAGUUGGUAUUGAACCAACACAUGUAACAUACAAUACUCUCUUGAAUGGUUUUUGUCAAUCCGGUGCUAUCAGUGAAGCUUUGGAUCUCUGGCAUAUGAUGCUUGAAAGAGGUAUUUCAUUUGAUGAGGUUAGUUGUGGUACUCUUUUUCUUGGGCUUAUUAAGGCCAAUGAGUUUGAAACAGCUACAGUGUUGUAUAAACACAUUAUGGCUAGAGGGUUUAAUAAAAACACAAUUCUUUUCAAUACAAUGGUUCAAGGACUGUGUAGGAUGGGAAAAAUGAUUGAAGCAGAAGAGCUUCUUGACAAAAUGAAGGAGUUUGGCUGUUCACUUGAUGUGAUUACUUAUAGAGCCUUAAUUGAAGGUUACUGUAAAGACGGACAAACCGAAAGAGCUUUGAGGGUAAAGAAAGUCUUGGAACAGCAAGGAAGCCUCCCUUCUAUUGAAAUGUACAAUUCUCUGGUUACUGGAUGUUUUUUGGCUAGGAAGUUGAAUAAAGUUGAAGAUCUUAUCAAUGAAAUGCACACAAGGGGAAUACUGCCCAACGUUGUUACGUACGGUGCCCUUAUUAGCGGAUGGGUUAAGGAAGGGAAGCUUGACAAAGCUUUUGAUUCAUAUUGUGGGAUGACAAGUAAGGGACUGAUUCCGAAUGAGAUCAUAUUCAGCACAAUUAUUAGUGGCUUAUAUAGACAUGGCAUGACUAAUGAUGCAUUCAUGUUGUUGCAAAAAGUAUUGAGCAUUGAUAAUAGUCUGAAACUUAAAUGUCUUAAUGACUUUUCAACUCCCCACUUCAUAUCAUUAGAUGUUCGAAAGAUUGCAAAUUCCAUUGAUGAGGGGUCAAAAUAUUCUGUCGUGCCCAAUACCAUUCUAUAUAAUCUUGCUGUGGUAGGGUUAUGCAAAAUUGGUCGGAUAAGUGAUGCAAGAGAAAUGAUUGUUGCUUUGAUAAAAAAAGGCUUUGUACCAGAUGAGUUUACAUAUUGUACCUUGAUACAUGGUGUAUCAUUAGCUGGUAAUGUUGAUGAGGCUUUCGCAUUACGAGACGAAAUGCUUAAAAAGGAUCUUGUUCCUAACAUUGCUAUAUAUAAUGCUCUCAUCAACGGACUUUGUAAAACUGGACAUUUUGAUAGAGCACUGAAACUUUUUCAUAAGCUGCGCUCAAAAGGCAUAACCCCCAAUGCUAUAACCUAUAAUACUUUGAUUGAGGGGCACUGCAAAAAUGGUAAUACAAGGGAAGCCCUUGGAUUGAAAGGCAGAAUGUUAAAAGAGGGGAUUGCCCCUUCCGUGAUUACUUAUUCUUCUUUGAUUAAUGCUCUGCGUAUACAAGGUGAUGCAAAUGAAGCAACAAGAUAUUUAGAUGAAAAGCUAAGGGCAAGUGUAGGCUUUGACCUUGUGACAUAGAGCAAAUACAGUGGACUGGACUUAUUCUCACGUGAUUUUGAAUCCCUUACUCAUUUGGCUGAGAUAAAAAGGCUUAUUAUUAGCUGAUAUAUGGAUGAUGUUCAAGGAAUUGAUUAGUAUCAGUAAAUUUGAUUACUUCAAGGAGAGAAAAACAUUAUCUAUGGAUCUAUUAGUGAUAAGGGGUAGAAAUGGUCACAACUGCCCCAGCAAUGUUGCUUCAAGAAUAUUAUACUCCGUAUAUAUUAUACGGUGAUGUACUGAUGUUCCACCUGGAAAUAUUUGGCCUUUUUCAAAGGUGAAGGCUCCACAGGGGGAUUGGUUCCAUUGGUAGCAAUUUGUCAAAUCACUCACAAAUACAAAACAAGUAGAAGAUCUUCCAAACGAAGGUUAGCAUUCACUCCAGACGUACUCCGUAAUUUAAUAGUUUUUGGUCAGCGGCAGGGGCUUGGAGAAGAUAACUCGUUUGGCCGCAGAAUUGAAGGGCGUGCAGGCCUGGAUUCAACUCAAAGUAUGUCCCUGGUGCUCUCUGAUGGAGACUGCCUUCAACUCCUUUGGCCACAAAGUGAUUGCAGACUGGCCGGAAUCCUUGGGAAGGCAGGUCACGAGGGUUCUUCACUCGUUUUGAAGCCCUGCGUGCAUCUCUGAUGGAAACCCUCCCGUCGCGAGAUGGCUAGAUCCGGAUCGGUCCCAGAUUGGGGGUUCUUUCAUUACAGCUCUGGAAAUCGUCAGGGUGAGCAGUUUCAGAUCUGCCUGUGAUAGAGAGCAGGGAGGUGCAUGUUGGGUGAGGAAGGAAGCGCCUUAGAUGGGUAGACCGAUGUGCAUACUACAGAAGCACGCCAGAUUAUUAGCUGAAUUACCGCAAACACCAUUGACCUCGACGACAGCAAGUAAUCUUACUACGAGCAGCUAAUAAGGAGCGGAAUUUCCAUCGCUGUCGUCCUGUAGACUCCAACCAUGUGCAGCUCCACCUCCGCGAAGGCCGUAAACUCUGGCCGUCAAUUGGAAACUGCAAUCUACUGCCACGUAAUUGGAGUACGACCUCAACGAUGAUGCUUGUUGCUCGUGAGCGGCGCAGGGCAGCCUGAAUGAGAUCGAUUUUGAAGAUGAGUUGAGGAAUAUGUUUGGAGAAUCCAUGCCAGUUCUGAAUGAGACCGAUUUUGAAGGCUUCCUAAUGGUGAGUGCUUAGUAUAUGUUCCUCUUUCUUUUAACCAUUUUAGCUUGUUAUCAUACUGUGUUAGUUGUGGAAUUGGAAUUCUGGAUAUUUGAAGUUUACUUAAUCUAAUGGGGAGAAGGCAGUUUGAUUGAACUACUUCUAGUUGGAAAAGAAGUGACGAGGAAUGACAUUUUUUUCAGAGCUAAAGCAGUUUGUAUGUGAUUUCUGAACUGCACCCAUCAAUUUCAUUUGUACGUACUUCUUCUUCUUCUUCUGCUCUGUUUUUUCUCAGUGAAAAGUUUCAAUUGGAGUUGUAAAUUUUGUAAGAUUAUUAAUUAUAUGGUACAAAAGAUCCUUUCAUAUGGUGGCAGAUGUAUUCGUGCAGCACUGGCGACAAGAAGCUGUAAUCUAUUUUGCUCAUGCUUGAUAGCCACAAGAAGCUUUAGUCUAUUAACAUUUCCUGGCAGCUUAUUUAAUUUUACCUUGGGGUUAUGUCUAGAAUAAUACUAAAAAAAGAGCUAUGGACUAAAAAGAGACCUUUUUUUCACUUUCCAAAAAUGGGACUAAAAAGGGGAUUAAGCCUUAAUUACCCUCCUUAAAUAUUCAACCAUGCAUCGGCUUAGCUUUAGACACACUCCGUAAUGUUGUUGCCUUAAUGUUGUUGUAUUCCAUAAGAAUGCAUUAUGUACUCAACUAAUCAUUAAUGCUUUUUUUAUUUUAAAAUUAUUUCUCAUUUCUCAAGAGAGACAUUAUGUAAUUGGAUAUAGAAUUAUAUGUGUAUUAAAUAUUUAAUUUUUGACACUAUA